AUGAUGGGGAACAGGGUCAUUGUAGAGGACCAGAAGCUCAUCCGGGGAGGGGGAUAUGAGACCUUCUACUCCGAGUAUCCAGAGUGUUGCGUGGAUGUCAAACCCAUUUCACAAGAAAAGAUCGAAAGUGAGAGAGCCCUCAUCAGCCAGUGUGGAAAGCCAGUGCUGAACAUCAGCUACCGGCCAGCUUAUGAUCAGGGCGGCCCAGUUGAAAUCCUUCCCUUCCUCUACCUUGGAAGUGCCUACCACGCAUCAGAGUGCGAGUUCCUUGCCAACCUGCACAUCACAGCCCUGCUGAAUGUCUCCCGGAGGACCUCUGAGGCCUGCACGAGCCUUCUACACUACAAGUGGAUCCCCGUGGAAGACAGCCACACGGCUGACAUUAGCUCCCACUUUCAAGAAGCAAUAGACUUCAUUGACUGUGUCAGGGAAAAGGGAGGCAAAGUCCUGGUGCACUGUGAGGCUGGGAUCUCGCGCUCGCCCACUAUCUGCAUGGCUUACCUCAUGAAGACCAAGCAGUUCCGCCUGAAAGAGGCCUUCGAUUACAUUAAGCAGAGGAGGAGCAUGGUCUCACCCAACUUUGGCUUCAUGGGCCAGCUCCUGCAGUAUGAAUCUGAGAUCCUGCCUUCCACACCCAACCCCCAUCCUCCCUCCUGCCAAGGGGAGGCAGCAGGCUCUUCAUUUAUAGACCAUUUGCAGACACUGAGCCCUGGCGUUCAGGGUGUCUACUGCACAUUCCCUACCUCGGUGCUGGCGCCAGUGCCCCCCCCCCCCCACCUGAUGGUCUCAGAGCUCUGCAGGAGCCCUGUGGCCACAGCCACAUCUUACUAAAACUGGGAUGGGGGAACCAGCCAGCCCUAAGAGCAACUGUGAUUUUGUUUUUUAAACUUGUGGACAUUUCAUACCUGUGCAAUACUGAAGACCUCACUCUGUCACACUGCCCCUGUGAGAUAGUGAGUGGGCACCAGGCUUGCAAAUGAACUUCAGACUGACCUUGGGGAUAGGUUCUUGGCAUGGAAGGAAGGCCAAGCCAUUACGAGAGCACAGCGUGUGCUGACUACUAUACUUCCAGAUCCCCUGCCCUCUCAGGACUGCCCAGUCCUUACACCUCAAAUUUAGCCUUUUCAUUUCAAACGUAAGGCAAUAAAUACCUGCAGCAACAUGGGAGAAAGAAGUUGCUGAAUCAGGAGAAAAGGCAGUUAUGAAGUCAAUUCAUUUUGAAGGAAGCACAAUUUCCACCUUAUUUUCUGAACUUUGGCAGUUUCAGUGUCUGUCUCUGUUGCUUCAGGGCAUAAGCUGAUCACUGUCUAGUCAGGAAAGUAACCCUACUAGGUUUGUAGGGACAUGAUGUAUAUGCCAGUGUGAAGCCUGAAAUGUUUUUGAGAUUCCCUCUUGGGUCCAAUGGAGGCAGUUGGUUGAAGAAGUAGCAAGACAUUGACUCCUGGGUUUCUUUUUCACUGUGGGUUCUUCCCUGACCUUGGACUUUGGCAUGAUUCUUACACAUACUUGAACCAGUCUCGUUGCACCUUUCCUCAACACAACUCUUGUGUCAUUUGAAAAGAGUUUUUCAGACCAUAGACCAAAAAUCACCCCUUUGAGGUGGUGGCCAUGGGUGCCAGGAGAAAGAGGGUACCUGCUGUGUGUUCUGGGUCAGUGGCAUUGAAAAGUCAUUUCCUCAGCUUGCAGUCCUUCCAUGUGCUCCUGUCCGGUCUCUUGUGACACUUGUUUUCCUCCCUGCCCCUGGGGGUUGUCUUCAAGCUAUUGACUUCUGGGAUUUGCAGAUUUUGCAAUGUGGUACUACUUUUUUGUCUGUAGGUUAUUCCUCCAGGGGAAAAGGCAAUAAUUUCCUAAAACCCAUGUGAAUGUGAAGAAAAGCAGUAUGUUACUGGUUGUUGUCGUCAUUGUUGUUUUUUAUAGUACAAAAUAAAAACAGUAAAAGGAAAAAAGCA
Molecule: messenger RNA, 1949 nt
Organism: Galeopterus variegatus (Sunda flying lemur)
Lineage: Eukaryota; Metazoa; Chordata; Mammalia; Dermoptera; Cynocephalidae
Gene: DUSP5
Product: dual specificity phosphatase 5
Biological process (GO): negative regulation of MAPK cascade; protein dephosphorylation; endoderm formation
Cellular component (GO): cytoplasm; nucleus
Molecular function (GO): protein tyrosine/threonine phosphatase activity; MAP kinase tyrosine/serine/threonine phosphatase activity
Source: RefSeq, a predicted model, not a curated record